Messenger RNA from Didymella exigua CBS 183.55, 3199 nucleotides. RefSeq names its product glycoside hydrolase family 31 protein. Gene Ontology annotation, biological process: carbohydrate metabolic process. The coding region runs from base 251 to 3064 and encodes 937 amino acids. The transcript is spliced from 4 exons. Gene Ontology annotation, molecular function: carbohydrate binding; hydrolase activity, hydrolyzing O-glycosyl compounds. Lineage: Eukaryota; Fungi; Ascomycota; Dothideomycetes; Pleosporales; Didymellaceae. The record is from RefSeq and is a predicted model, not a curated record.
UCCACGCUGCACCGCUGCCAAGACAUUGCCGUCCGCCUUCAUGACGACCGGAAUUGCGGGGAGCGAGGCUUGGUGCCUCGCAAGAAGCCUCUAACACCUUAGUAUACAUGAGCGCCCGUGCUGCUGACUUGCAGGUUACCUAUGUCCGACCGUAUCAGCACUCAGGCCUACAAGGUGAAAUAUAAAGCCUACUGCAUCCCCGUCGAUCAAGUCGAACUUAUACUUGUGUGCUACAGUUGAGCAUCACAAUAUGAUCGGCAAAGGUUUCAUUCUUCUUGGGGCGGCGCUACCUGCGCUGGCUACGGAGGUUGUCAAGAGGCAGUCCGGCGGCGCUUCAAUUGAUGAUUGCCCGGGGUACACUGCGAGCAAUGUGCAAGACGAUGGCGGCAGGGUUACUGCUGACCUCGCACUUGCUGGCGAGGCCUGCAAUAUCUACAGUAACGAUCUAACUAAUCUCAAGCUGGAGGUCGAGUACCAAACCGAGAAUAGAUUGCACGUCAAGAUCUACGACGCUGCUGAGCAAGUCUUCCAAAUUCAGGAAUCUGUCUGGCCUCGACCUAAGAGUGACGACGGCUUUGAGCCUGCAGAUUCCGCUCUUGUCUUCUCGCAUACCGAGAAUCCGUUUUCCUUUGCCAUCACUCGAAUGGAUACCAAUGAGACUCUUUUCGAUACUUCGGCAGCGAGUCUUAUCUUUGAGUCGCAGUAUCUCCGCCUCAGGACAAGUCUGCCAGAGUUGCCAAACCUCUACGGUCUUGGAGAAUCUACUGACGAUUUCCACCUGAACAUUACGAACUACACUCGCACUCUGUGGAACCGUGAUGCUUACGGUACUCCAACGGGAUCCAACCUGUACGGAUCUCACCCAGUUUAUUUCGACCACCGCGGCGAGAACGGCACCCAUGGUGUCUUCCUCGCUAGCUCUCAGGGUAUGGACAUCAAGAUUGACGAUACCGAUGGUCAAUUUCUUGAGUACAGCACUCUGGGAGGUAUCAUCGACCUGUACUUCUUAGCCGGUCCUUCGCCCAAGGAGGUCGCUGUUCAGUACUCUGCGUUGACUGGAACUGCUGCCAUGAUGCCUUACUGGGGUUUCGGAUUCCAACAGUGCAAGUACGGGUACCGUGAUGUGUGGGAGGUCGCUGAGGUCGUGGCCAACUAUACGCAAGCCGACAUCCCGUUGGAGGUUAUGUGGACUGAUAUUGACUACAUGGAGCUUCGCCGCUUGUUCACUCUGGACCCGGAGCGCUACCCUUUGGAGUUGGUCCGCGAUAUGGUCUCCUACCUCCAUGAGCGUCAGCAACACUACAUUGUCAUGGUCAACUCCGCUGUCUGGGCGGGCGAUAAUGAUGUAUACAACGAAGGUGUUGCGCAGAACGUCUGGCAGGUUCGCGAAAACGGUAGCGAAUACCGCGGAGCCGUCUGGCCUGGCCCAACUGUUUUUCCCGACUGGUUCCACCCUAACACUCAGAACUACUGGAACAGCCAGUUUGAGCAGUUCUUCGACCCUGCCACCGGUAUUGACAUCGAUGGGCUCUGGAAUGACAUGAACGAGCCCGCCAAUUUCUGUCCCUACCCCUGCUCCGACCCCAUGGCCUACUCCGAAGAGUCCAAGAACCCUCCUGAGCCACCAGCAGUUCGUCCUGGCGGCCCCGGUCGCGUUAUCCCUGGCUUCCCUGCCAGCUUGCAGCCGGGCUCCACCAAUGCUUCCAAGCGUGCGCUCCAGUCCCGCGAGCUCAACGAGAAGUUGUCGAUACCUAAGCGCUCUCUGACUGGUCGUCAGUCCAACCAGACUACACAGCGCCUUGGUCUGCCUGGCCGCGAUCUCAUCAACCCUGGCUAUGAGAUCCAGAAUGCUGCCGGAUCUAUCAGUAACAAGACCAUGGACACUGACAUCCGCAACUACGACGGCUCGUACCACUACGACACCCACAACUUCUGGGGCUCGCUUAUGUCCAUCGCCUCGAGGGAGUCGAUGUUGCGGCGCCGCCCUGAGCGCCGUCCUUUCCUGAUCACCCGAUCUACAUUUGUCGGUCUCGGCAAGUAUGUAGGCAAAUGGCUCGGUGAUAACGUCAGCACCUGGGAGCAAUACCGCUUCAGCAUCGGUGGCAUCCUAAACUUCGCCUCCAUCUACCAGAUGCCUAUGGUCGGGCCCGACAUCUGCGGGUUCGCCGGCAACACAACUGAGACUCUGUGCGCCCGUUGGGCCACGCUCGGCGCCUUCUACCCCUUCAUGCGUAAUCACGCGGGCGACACAUCGAUCUUCCAGGAGUUCUACCGCUGGCCGCUUACGCAGUCCGCAGCCCGCAAGACCAUCGCCGUCCGCUACCGACUGCUUGACUACAUCUACACGGCGUUCUACCGUCAGUCAACCACUGGCCUACCGCUGUUGAAUCCUCUAUUCUUCCACUAUCCGCAGGACGCCAACACGUUCACCAUUGAAUAUCAAUUCUUCUACGGCGACGACAUCCUCGUCAGCCCCGUGCUCGAGGAGAACAGCACAAGCGUCAGCAUCUACCUGCCCAACGGCACCUUCUACGACUGGUGGACCCUCGAGCAGAUCCAGGGCACGGGGAGCUGGAUCAACAUCACCGACGUGGGCUUCGACAGUAUCCCACUGCACAUCCGGGGCGGUGCAAUCCUGCCCCUGCGCGCAGAGAGCGCGAACACAACCACGGAGUUGCGCAAGCAAGAUUUCGUGAUCUGGAUUGCGCCGAACAGCACAGGCCAGGCGUCUGGCACUCUGUACCUCGAUGACGGAGACAGCAUUGAGCAGGAUGGCGUGAGCGAGAUUGAGUUCUUGUACGAUAACGGCGAGUUCAAGAUGACCGGAGGCUUUGGCUACGAGACAGAUGUGCAGGUCAAGAAUAUCACGCUGCUGGGCGCCGACGGACAGCAGACGCUGCAGGGCCCUGUGCCGCUGACGGGUGAGUACAGCGUGAGGUUCAACAGCACGGGCGGGAACUACACGGGUGGAGGCAGCCCGCCGCAGUCCGAGGGCGCGGCGACGAAAAAUAGCGUCGGUACACUUGCAGGUGUGAUUGCUGUUGCCGCAUGGCUGGCGCUGUAGAACGUCCGUGCAGAGCGAGCGGCGCAGCUGGGGGAUGUAAAGAGGUAGAUAGAGUGUUGGUACUCGAAGUGGGCCGCACUAUAGCUCAACGAUCCGCCGUUAAAUUUUCCACCCCUGACCGCUUUCUGUCCGUGC